UCUCUCUCCCUCUUUCUCUCUUACCCCUACUGACAAGAGCUGGGCCCAACAUCAUGGCUGGCAAUACUGACAUCUCUUACAGCUUGCAAGAGCACAUCACUCAGCUGCUGAAGCCCCAGAAGAUUUGUCUCAUGCGGCAGGUGCAGCUAAACCAACCCAAGGGGAAGGCUGAGAGCAGGGUUCUGGUGAUGACUCUAUGGAGAUCUUAUGUUGUCCUCAGUAAGCAACCUGUCAGGGUGGAAAGCUCCUUCAGCUAUUUAGAGAUUUAUGCCAUCAGCAUUGAGAGUCUUAAUCAGGUGGUGAUUGAGACGGACAGACAGACCUACUCUCUCAGUCUGACAUUUGUUGAGGACCUUGAGGCUAUGGUCAGUCAUGUGACAGCUUCUCUGAAGAAGAUCUUCCCUGAUUCAUCUCCAGGGAAGAUCCUGAAGAAGAUCCCUCCAGACCUGCAGGAGCGGAUGUGGAACCUGGCAACCCGGGUGGAGGAGCACCUGACUGGAACACUGGGACCAUGUGGAGGCUUCUCAGAGACGUAUGCUGCUCUAUGUGACUUCAAUGAAUUACCCUGCAGAGAGGAGGUCCAAUGGGAUGUGGACAACAUUUACUAUGUCCAGAAUUGUCGGGAAUUCAACCUCCUGGAUUUCAGUCAUCUGGAAAACAGAGAUUUGGCCUUAUCAGUGGCCGCACUUUCCUUCAACCAAUGGUUCACCAAGAUCUCCAGCAAAGACCUCAAACUGAGCUCAGAGGUCCAAGAGCAGGUUCUCUUCAUGAUCAACAGAUCCUCCACCUUGGAGGAGGUGUGUCUAGAGGGAUGUGGGAUCAAACUGGAUUUUGCAGUGAAGAUGGCUGGUGCCCUGCGAGAUCACACCUGCUCCGCCAUCCACACCAUCAACCUGUCAGCCAAUCACAUAGAGGACAAAGGUGUGAUAGCUCUCAGUCAGGAACUGGAGAAUCUGCCCAAUGGUCUCACCCAGCUGUCCCUCUCCAGGAUUAGUGUCUCUCCCAAAGGUCUAGGUAGUCUGACUCAGGCGUUACGGCAGAACAAGGCCUUCUCCAGCUCUCUGUGUCACCUGGACCUGUCAGGGAAUACAGGCAUUCUGGCUACAGAGGAAGCUGUGAACCUGUUUAAGUUCCUGUCUGGGACCAAUGCUGUAUCUUACCUGGACCUGAGUGGCACAGACUGCCCUCUGGACACUCUGUUUGUAUCUCUGUCAGCAGGCUGCUGCCCCAACCUGGCCCACCUCAACCUGUCCAGAAACCCCUUCUCACACAGGAAGGUGAGGGAAGUGACGAGGACUGUAAAGGAAUUCUUCAGUAAGAGCAAUGAGCUCCGAUACGUUGGAUUGGCAGGAACCAAACUACCCCCAGAGGCUCUCAGAUUGUUGUUGCAGGGUCUUGCCACAAAUACUCAUCUGUGUGGGCUGGAGCUAGACCUGAGUGGCUGUGAGCUGAGGUCUGCUGGCGCCCAGGUGAUUCAGGAGCACAUCUUUGAAGCCAAGGCCAUCAGCAGUCUGGACCUCUCUGACAAUGGUUUUGAGAGUGACAUGGUCACCUUGGUGCUGUCCAUCGGUCGUAGUCACUCCAUUCGCCAUCUAGCUUUGGGACGCAACUUUGCAAUGAAAUCCAAAGCUCUAACAGAUGUCCUACAGCGUAUUGUCCAGCUCAUUCAGGAGGAGGAGUGUCCCCUGGAGUCUCUGUCAGUGUGCGACUCCAAGCUGAAGACAGGCACCACCAUCCUCAUCAACAGCCUGGGCUGCAAUGCCAGCCUCACUAAGAUAGACAUCAGUGGCAACUGCAUCGGAGACACUGGAGCCAAAAUGCUGGCCAAGGCCUUACUCAUCAACACUAAACUCAGGACUCUGGUCUGGGACAGGAACAAUGUGACAGCCAGGGGAUUUCUGGAUGUGGCCAACGCUCUAGAGAGGAACUUCACACUGCAGCACAUAUCCAUCCCCAUGAAUGAUGUCACACACGGGUAUCGUAACAGUCCUGAGAAGACAGAGGAGGCUCUGCAGAAGAUCCAGUCGUGUCUGAUCAGGAACAGCCAGAGAAAGUCUGCAGGCCCAGACCAGAUACUAAACCUCCAACAGGGCCUGAAGACCGUACGCUCUGAACAGCUGGUUCAAGGUCUGUGUCAGAGGUUACAGGAGAGUGUCCGACCUUUAGCCCCCUGCAAUAUACAGGAAGUACAGUCAGACAUAUUGGCUGCAGAGGAAGUGCUUCAUAAUACUAAAACCUCCAUUAUGCUAUUGCCUUCACUUUAUGAUCUGGUGAAGACACCCUCUAGUGGUGCAAUGCUGCAGCACAUACUGAAUGACACUGCCAAAACAGUCACCAACGAAAUAACAGAGGAGAUUCAGGAGCUGGCUCAGGCCUUGUUGCAGUCAGCCCAGACCCUCUGUCCUAGGGUCACCCACAGGUCAAGUGUCUGUGAGCAGCUGGCUGACUGUGUGGCUAAGAAGUCCAGACAGACAGCCCUGUUCAUCCAGGACACCUUCAUGCAGCACAUAGGAGAACUCAUCAGUAACAAACUAAGUGAACUCAAACUGUCAGUUAGUGUCUCCUUGGUGGAAAGUAUCAUUGAUGAGGUUCUGCUGGACUUGUCUGUGGCUCAGCAGAAAUUGGACCGUCAUAUGAGGGAGCAGACCACCUCUGGACUCAAAACCAACGUCCCUCAUCUACGAGUGGUAGACCAUGACUUCCCCAUGGAUGAUUAUGUUCCUGUCAUUUGGAGGAGCAGCAUCCACUCCAAGAGUAUCCGUCCAGCCCCCUCAGUGAAAAGUCUCCUAGAUGUGGACACGGAGCAGCAGGCAAGAGAGAGCAUGCAUUAUCAGCAGGAAGGAGCAUGGGUAGGGGGGAAGGUGCAGGCGCUGUCGUCAACGACGACACUGUCAGUCACAGUAGGAGGCCAGCUGAAAUCCGAAGGUCCCUCCCACACAGGGAGAGAGGCGGAUGCUGCCGCUGCUCCUGCUCCUGCAGCUGCUGCGGCUCUUAGCAACAGUGAGCCCCGGCGCCCUGAGCCCGCACCUCCUCAGGCCCCUAUGGACCUGCCCAUCGACGGCCACACACUGAGGCACUACACCCGCUCCAGGCCCAGACCCAAACGCCGGAACAGCAAGCCGCCCAGCAAGACCCAGGAGCAGGCAGCUGAGCGUGAAGAGAAUGAAGCCAAUGAGACCAUUGGCAGGGUGGAUGAGGGAGUAGAGGAGUUCUUCACUAAGAAGAUCAUCCCUGAUGACCCUCUAAAAGCGCAGAGGGAGGAGAUCCCUGACAAAGCACAACCCACAGAGUCAACUUCCCCUGCCCCUCCCAGCACGUCUGCCCCGGCCCCGCCCUCCUCCACCACCACCUCCUCUAGCACGUCUUCCUCCUCCGCGACUGAAACAACCACCCUUUCCUCCGCCCCCUCCAAAAACAUCAAGAAGAAGUUUGGGGACUUCUUUGCCUUCAAGAAAGGCCGUGCCGUCCGGGGGGCGAAGGGCGAGGUUUGCCCAGAGGGCAAGGUCAAAAAGACCUCGAUUGCAGAUCUAAUCAGACCACUUAGGGAGGCAAAAGAGAAGGAAAAAGAGAGGGAGCGAGACAAAAAGGGGAAAUUUGAAGAGGAGAGGGGUGCUAAUGCCACCAGUGUUAAUGAUUCUGAUGCCACCACAACAGUAAGAGCAGCAGAGGACAACACCAUGGCCCCCGCCACUCCCUCUGAUGUCGCCACCACCUCCGCCUCCCUGCCCACCAGUGCCCGUGCCCAGGAGAAGGUGACCCCCAUGUCCCCCAGCGCUCUGACCCCCAGCCCCGUCAUCAGCCCUAUUGGGGGUUUCUUGAUGGAGAGGGAGAAGAGCCGGACUCUGGAGAAGAGCAGAACCCCAGAUGGAGAGAGGAGGUUGAAGGCCACACGGCGCUCCCUCAGGGAUGGCAAGUCCCAGUCCCUCAUCCUGCUGACAGGCCUGGAGGAUGGCACUGCCACACAUGGAAAGAAACACGCAUCUGAGAGCACAUCCAGCCUUGAGCAGCGUCUCCACGUAAUGCUCCACCGCAUGGGGGUGGCCAAGACACCUCCUGCAGACACAAAGACCAGCCAGAACAAAGAAGAGGAGCUGAGGAAAGCCAACUCAGAGGGUGCAAUUCUUGACAAAAAACCUGAACCUCCAACCACGUUGAUGAAGCCUCGCACUAUGUCCACAUCAGCUUCAGACACCAGGUGGCCAAUCAGAGCAGGCCUAACUCCUCUGGAGGCUCUCCGAACAGAUAAGCCCCUCCUCCCAGGACGUCCCAUCGGCCCCCUCUCUCCCAAGCCCACAGUGGCAGCCAAACCCCCUCUCCCUGCCCCCCAGCAGUCCCCUGCUGCAGCUAGGACAUCCCUGGGGUUCCCCCGGCAGCCAGGCAAAGCCACAGGCCCAGAGACCCAGCGAACAGAACCAGAGCCCUCCCAGAGCCAGACCCAGCCCCAGCAGAGGGAGCCCCCCUGCCCCUCCCCCCGCAAGGAGACUCCCCCUGCCCCAUCGCCACGCAGGGGACCCUCUGCCCUGGAGAGCAGGGAGCGCUCUGAGAGAGCACAAUCAGUUACUGAAGAGACCCUUCCUAAACCCCGGCCCCGCAUGAAGCCCUCUCCCCAGCGGAGAGCUGUGUCUGUCUACGACGACUCUCUCCUCCGAGAACAUGCUGCUCUGCUGGACCAUGAAGAGCUGAAGGCAACAUUGCCCCGGUUGCAGAGGUCACCAGCCCAGAAACGUGCCAACCCCGGGGAGCUCCCUACCUGUAGUGAGGACCAGCCUGAGGGGAAGGAUGCAGGUGAAGCAGAGGAGGAGAGGACUGGUGAGGGGAUGGACAGCUGGCCAAUAACAGAGGACAAGCCAGGGCCAAGCCCAGUGGGGACCAGUCAGGGAGAGAGCACAGUAGAGAAGAGGGGAGAGACUGUCUCACAGCAGCACACAGCACAGGCAGAAACAUCAGACCAAAGAACUGAACCCCCCUUACCGGAGACACACAUGGAUUGACCUGCUCAUAGUCUAUUUUCUAUCAUGUCUACCUUUGCCUUGCACGCCAGAUUAUGAAAAAAAAAAUUCUAAACUAAAUGUUUUAAAAAGAUUAAAUCCAUACAUAUACUUGUUGAUUUUGAAGUGUCAUUAAGUGCACUUUCCUCACUGCUUUAAUUUAAUGCACAAAGCUACAAAACCUUGGUUAAUUCAUUUAUCAAAUAUUCAGCAGUGUUUUGCCUGAAGUGCAUGGAAAACAUGAAACAGCCAAGGAAACAUUAUCUCAGUGAUCAUAUAAAGCGCCAGGCUGUCUCAUGGAGUGCAGCCUGGAUAGUGGCCCCCUCAUGAUGAGUCAUCUGUGUGUAGUUUCUCCUUGGUAACGCCACAUUACUCCCUCCGUUCACCACUAAGCCAUGCUGCUGCUGGGAGUUGGCUAGUGGAGGCAGUAAAGGCACAGAAGUGCCAUCUGUGUGUAUGGAGAGGCAGAAAGAUGGAGCAGGAGAUAAAUAAUCAGCCUAUACUCUUGACACACUACUCUAGUGUCAUGCAGUAUUGUCAAAAUGAGUUGAAAUCAGUCUGGUGUAAAACAAUACACUACUCAAACUAUUAUAAUGUAAACAUUUUUUUAUUACAUGAAAAUAUUAACAAUUGGCACUUAAUUUACUGUAAUAAAAUCAACCUUGUAAAAACAAAAUCAAUCCAUGGAUUCAAAUCACAUGGUAAAUAAAGAGCAUUAACUUAAUGGAAAUCGAGACAAACCAUCUAGCUAUAACAAACAGUGUGCAGUCAUGCUACAAUGAGGAAAGUUAAAGAACUUUAGAAAAAUAAACUCUGUGGAAUUGAGGUGUCCAAGGCUUUCAACAUGUCACUGCCAGGAAGUAGACUAGCUCGGGCCUGCUGUUAACUUUAAUCACCACAAAUGUCUACAUUACAAUAAUGAUUCAUAACCCAAUAGUGUUAUUGCCAAGCCAACCUCAAUAUCCUAAUUUAUUCCUAUAACCUGUCUGCUCUCAAUCCACCCCUUGUACUAUUACUGCACUUAUAACGGUCACUAAUCUGCUGAUAGUUUUGGACAAUCCGCAUGCAGUGGUGCUGAAUAAUUUAAAAAAACAUUUUAGUGUAACUUAUUAAUGCUUGAUUUCGCUAGUCUUUGCUACUCUUGGCAUGUAAUAGAGAUCUCUACAAAGUUGUGCUUUCUUAUGAUGGUAUGUGAUUUAUUUCUUGCUAAAUUUGACUUUACCCGUGUCCUUACACACGACUCCAGAUUUAUACUCAAGAUACACUGUCAAAAUCCUUAAAGUAGGAUUUUGGGACAUGGAGGCUUUCAGUUCAAACUAAAUCAGUUGUACAUUUUGUAUUCGGUUCUCUUUGGUAAAGGUUUAAGAAAUUCCACAAGGGAUUUUAAGGAAAUUAGAUUCACAUUCAUGGUUUAGAGUGAAGUUGCCUCUUAUUCCUUUAGCAUAAUCAAUGCCAAAGUAACAAUAUAUUACACUAUUCCUAUAUACUGUUCACCAUUAACACCAAGGCCAAUAUAAAAUUAACAAAAACUGAGCAAUGCAGCAAAGGUUCUUGAAAGAGAUAUACAAUUCUAUAAUCGUGUUGACGCCAGAUAACCAAGUGCAGUCUGCUACUGUUUUGUGUUAAGAUUUCACUCAGAAAGAAGCAUGUUGCAUACACACUGGACUUAACCUGCUGAUCAACCAUCUGAAAAUACCCCUAACAAUAUGGAAAAAUAUUUAAGAGAAUAAAAUAGAUGGAUCAACUCUAGUCCUUGUGGUAUUCAACUCUGAAGUCCGGAGCCUGAUGGUGUUCUGUUCUACCUGACAAUUAAUUGCAGCCUCCUGAUGUCCCAGGUCUAAAUCAGUCCUUGAAAAAACGCAGUGGAACUGGCUUCGAGGUCGAGAGUUGAGUUUAGGGCCCUAUGGUUCUCAGCAAUAUACAGAAUGCCUCUAUGCUUACAGAAUAAACUGGAAUGGGCUUAAAUAUUAUGUACAAACUUUCUUUUACACAUCCCAAGUAGGAAUGUUAAAGUAUGGACAAUCUCUAAUGCUAUAAAACACAUGUGGAAAUAACACAAAGCUUAAAGUUGUAGCUAUGUCUGACUUAAAAUGUCAAUACCAAUGUCAUAUCAUCGAGCACUGUGCCUCAUUGUAAAGAUAUUACACCUCACAGUCAAGACAUUGUAUUAAGCUGAAUGACUUGGGGAGGAGCAGAAAAUGUUCUCCUUUAGUGUUUCUCUAAAGGCAUGCAGGCUCAGACAUGUAUAGGCUAGUCUUUUACAGGCCGUUGAACAGUAAAACUUAAGAGUUUACUCAACCAAAUUGUAGAGUGCAAUUUCUCUGGAAUGUUUAAUUCUCAGCCAUGUGUAUGAUACACAUAUAACUCACAAAAUGAGAAGGCUAGUUCAGAGUAUAGUGCCACAGCCACACACACAACAAUCUGAAUGAAAACUAACAAAGAAUGAAGAAGACAGAGCCUCUGGUUAGCCCUGAAAUAUACCACUUUGGAAAAUAAUCAUGUAUCAAACAAAGAGUCAUCCGGUAACGGUUAUAGAAAAUAAGGCCUCUGAAGGAACAGCUGUCUCUUGCAUAUGCCGUCCUGAUGAUUGCAUGUUCUUCCCCCCUCACUCCCUUCUUGAAUUCCUGUGUCCUAGUGCUAGAGUGUAGCUAGGACUCUGAGGAAGGAUAUAAUGAGAACAAAGAAGGACUGGCCCACUCCAAACACCAAGGCCUCCAAGGAGAUCAUCCUCUUCCCUGCUGCUUUGUACACCCCAGCUAUGGCAGCACCUACAAGCACAAAUAUUUUUGUUUUGUUUUGAGCAAUGUAUAAAAUAAUUUGAACAUCA
Molecule: messenger RNA, 7815 nt
Organism: Salvelinus fontinalis (brook trout)
Lineage: Eukaryota; Metazoa; Chordata; Actinopteri; Salmoniformes; Salmonidae
Gene: carmil2
Product: capping protein regulator and myosin 1 linker 2
Exons: 39
Coding region: 54-4991 (1645 amino acids)
Biological process (GO): regulation of Arp2/3 complex-mediated actin nucleation; cell migration
Cellular component (GO): plasma membrane; lamellipodium
Molecular function (GO): protein binding
Source: RefSeq, a predicted model, not a curated record